Messenger RNA from Nematocida minor, 660 nucleotides. RefSeq lists its product as uncharacterized. NCBI's taxonomy places the organism in Eukaryota, Fungi, Microsporidia. The record is from RefSeq and is a predicted model, not a curated record. The transcript has a single exon. Bases 1 to 660 code for a protein of 219 amino acids.
AUGGAAAACAUUAGGAAGGCGCAGCUGAGUGAGAUAGCAUCUUCUGUGCGAGAAGACAGCAGCACGUCGAGUAACGACCGCGUGGAAGAGGAUGGACUGCUGGAUAUGCUCAAAGGCGCAAACAAAGGCCUUGCUGGAUCCCUUAAAACAUCGAAAGAUACCACAAAGACUCUUAAGAGCCAGGGGAAAAAGCUAGAUAGAUCUCUCAAAAAAAAGAAGAAGAUAAGAAAGAGCAUUGACGAAGACGAAAAAAUCACACAGAAAAUCAACAGCGAGUCUCACCUGAUCAUGCUCAAAGGUAAAUUCUUUGAUAGUGUUCGCAACUUCUUUAGCUCCAACAAAAAACACAACGAAGCAGUUGAUAAAGCAGCACAGGAAGAGGAGGAUAAAGCAAAAGAAGACAGAGCGUCUGAGGAUGACUCGUUUUCUUCCGAAGAUGAGGAAAUAGAGAAACGGCUGGAGGAAACUGACUCUGACGCGAGCAUAGACGAUGAGCUUGAGAAAACGCUGGCAGGCCUGCAGUCUCUUCGAAGGAGCGUGCACUCUCAGACACAGCGCAUAAAGUCCCAGACGCAUGCAACCAAGGAAAUGAGAAUAUUGGAUAAAGAUACGGUGGAAAGAUCCAAAAAACUAAAAGAAGAAGUCAAGAAGAUAAACUAA